Molecule: messenger RNA, 1533 nt
Organism: Linum tenue
Lineage: Eukaryota; Viridiplantae; Streptophyta; Magnoliopsida; Malpighiales; Linaceae
Source: the annotation of a GenBank genome assembly
AUGGGUGACCAAUUCUGGUCUAAUAGCGAUGGGAGAGCUAUGGUGGAGUCUGUAUUGGGUAGUGAGGCUUGUGAGUUUUUAAUUUCCUCGGCUUCCAGAGCUUCGUCUGCGGAAUUGGCUACCGCACCCGGCAAUCUGCGCUUGCAGCAGGGUUUGCGCCAACUUCUGGAAGGCUCUGAGUGGAACUAUGUUAUCUUCUGGCAUGCCUGUGGUUUAAAAUCUGGUGGGUUUGUGCUGGCCUGGGGGGAUGGGAUUUGCCGCGAUCCGAAAAGCUGGGUUAUUCCUGGAGAAGAUAAAUCUGGUGGUGGUCAUUUGGAAGGAGGGGAGAAGAGGGAAGAGGUGAAUAAGCGUGUGCUUCAGAAGCUGCAUUCACUCUUUAGGACAACUGGUGAGGGUACUUACGUAGGUAGCUUGGGUGAGAUUUCUCAGGUCGAAAUGUUUUACCUCACAUCAAUGUACUUUCGAUUCUGGUCUGAUUCUGUAGUGGGUCAUGGUCCUCUGGAAUCAUAUAGGUCUGACAGAUCCAUCUGGGUUUCCGAUAGGGCUAAUUGUUUGAAACAUUAUCAGUUGAGAUCCCAUCUUGCUGGAGCUGCUGGGUUCCAGACAGUGGUGUUUGUACCAGUUAAAUCUGGCGUUUUAGAAAUUGGUUCAAUCAAGCAAACCCACGAGGAGUCUGGUCUUGUGAAGAAGGCAAGGACCAUACUUGGAAAAUGUAACGAGUCCUCCCACUUGAAGGCAUGUCCUAAGAUAUUUGGCCAUGAGUUAAGCCUAGGUGGUUCAAUGCCAAGGUCUAUGAGCAUCAGUUUUACUCCUAAGGUUGAAGAGGAAUUGGUUUUCAAUUCAGAGUCAUAUACAAUUCAACAGUUGAGUACAGGUCAAAUUUAUGGAAGUACAUCGAAUGGCUGCCCCGGCGAAAGCAGUGAGGCGAAAUUAUUUCCUCAUAUGAACCAAGUGCUUGUUCCUGCUAAAGGCGCUGAUUUCGUGAUCGCUGGAUCGGAGCAGGGCAAAGAUGACUUGUCACCUUUGGGUGAUGAGCCGAAGCCUAGAAAGAGAGGAAGGAAGCCUGCCAAUGGGAGAGAAGAGCCGUUGAAUCAUGUUGAAGCAGAGAGGCAGAGGAGGGAGAAGCUUAAUCAGAAGUUCUAUGCUCUCAGGGCUGUUGUUCCAAAUAUCUCUAAGAUGGAUAAAGCAUCUCUUCUUGGCGAUGCCAUUACCUAUAUCAAUGGCCUCCAUAUGAAGAUUAAGGUUAUGGAAGCUGAGGCAGGGAUGGGAAGCAACAAGCAUAGUAUGGUAAACCCAGAGAUCGAUUUCCAGCAGAGGCAGGAUGAUGCAAUCGUGAGGGUGAGUUCUUCUCUGGCUGAUCACCCUGUUGGUAGAAUCAUUGAAAAGUUCAGGGAACAUCAAGUUGCAGCCCAAGAAUGUAAUGUAUCCUCAUCCGAAGACGGUAGGAUUGUUCAUACAUUUUCAGUCCGGACUCAGAGCGGAGUUGCUGAGCAGCUAAAGCAGAAACUGGAAGGUGCCUUUUCCAAUGGGUAA